ACUACCACCACAAUAUGAUCGACAUCAAGGAAAGCAGUCAGACACUUUUCAUGCGACAAGAGAGGUGGACAGCCAGAGUUAAAGACAGGAAAACAGCGCGUUAAAAAAGGCUGAGAGCAAAGCAAAAAAAGAGAGAGGUGAGUGGGUAGGACUGAAAGCAACAAAGUAUUAUGAUCCCCACUCGGCUCAUAUGUGCAUUAAUUGCUUGACAGUGUCUAACAGAAGAGUUCGGCACUCUAAGUUGCACAUUAGGGCGAGAGCGAGACCUCUCUGAAACAGUUCACUGGCAGCUCGGCGGCAACAGAUCUUGUGGAUACGCUCGCUGAAGGUCUCUGUUGUGACUCACUCUUCAUUUAGCAUGGAGUCCCUAUCGCUAGCUUUUCACGGGGGCCAAGAAAACCAUGUUUUACACGUGGAAAACGAACUGGUACGUAAAGGACCCCGUCGCAAGAGGGAGUUCAUACCUGAAGAAAAGAAGGAUGCGCUCUACUGGGAGAAACGUCGCAAGAACAACGAAGCUGCCAAGCGGUCACGGGAGAAGAGAAGGAUGAAUGACUAUGUGCUGGAGACUCAUCUCAUGGCUCUGAAAGAAGAAAACGCCAGGCUCAGUGCUGAGUUAAUGGCCAUCAAGCUUCACUUUGGCUUGGUUCACCCUGCAGCGUACACAGGCCAACAAAGUAACCAACUGCAAUGCCACUUCAGCAGCAGCAGCCAGCCUGUAAGCACCACCAGCACCCACCAACAAUCCCUGCAGAGAAACUACUACUGGGGUGGUAGAGACUCUUCUGUCCUGCCCAGUCACCAGCCUUCUAACCCCUUUCUGAUCCCUGCAUACGCCCUUCAUACGAUGAGAGGCUAUUCAUAUUUCAACAGACCAGCUACUAGCGGCUCUGGCAUCCUCACGCCCCUUGUCCUUCCUCGAAACCUCCUGCCAACCCAUUCCCCUCAUCCCGUAGGUCCUCUACUGAAGCCCAUGGCAACAAGAAGCCCCUCAGACGAAGAGGAGGAGCAGCAGGUUCCAGGGCUGCUGUCCAUGUCUUGCCCACCUCCGCCUCAUAAAAUCAUCGCCAGAGGAGGCAGAGCCCAUUCUCCACAAAGACAAUACAUGUCUGACUGACUGUGAAACACAGAAGGAUGAAUCUAGCGUACAGCUUCAUCAACCAAGAAACAAAUGUGUUAUUUCUUUUUCAGUACUGUCAUACAUGCCUGCUGACGAUGUAACGUUAUUGCUGGGAACUAACGGCUCAAGAUGCACAGCCCUUUCAAAAUGAGAACUUUUCAAGUGUGUGCAGCAUGCAAACCUCCCCCCUCUCCACCUUUUGUUCAUACAGCUUUAAGUUGCUGACCAUUCCCAUUGCAGCCACACAAAGAACAUUAUAAAGUAGGGAGUACAAUUUUUUCCGUACAGUCCAUUCAUGCUGUUUAACUUCACAGAACACGAUGCUGUGGUGUUUGUGCUGUUCGCUGUUUGUACUUUCCUGAGAAAGUAUACAAAGAAUAAAAUGCACGCAGAACAGGGCGGGUAGCCACAUGUGGGUCAGUGACGAUAACAACACUCGCUCACCUUUGCCCACCACUCUCACUUCAGAAAUCUGUUAAUUUUAUGCAAAACUGUGACUGAGCUACAGAUGUGUGUCCGGUGUCACGAUGUCUCACUGGUGUUAAUGCGACUGACGAUGUUAAUGCAGAACUUACAGUUUAACUUCUCUGUCAUCAUAUCACACACUGCCUUUACAAACUGUAGGCCACAGUCUGCCUCCAAACGGAAAGAGUGAAGUAUGAAGCUGAUCUGUUUUGCCGUGUGAGCAGAUGUAGUCAUUUUCUUCCAUACUGUGGCCACAAUUUGUUUUUAUUGUUCCAUUAACCUUCAGAACCCUGACAUUGUUUUUAAUAUUUUUACACGUAAAAUUGAUUAAAACAGAUGAAUAACA
Messenger RNA from Oreochromis niloticus (Nile tilapia), 1931 nucleotides. RefSeq names its product nuclear factor, interleukin 3 regulated, member 4 (gene nfil3-4). Gene Ontology annotation, biological process: circadian rhythm; regulation of DNA-templated transcription. Bases 359 to 1117 code for a protein of 252 amino acids. The transcript has 2 exons. Gene Ontology annotation, cellular component: nucleus. The record is from RefSeq and is a predicted model, not a curated record. Gene Ontology annotation, molecular function: DNA-binding transcription factor activity; DNA binding. Lineage: Eukaryota; Metazoa; Chordata; Actinopteri; Cichliformes; Cichlidae.